Molecule: messenger RNA, 1997 nt
Organism: Quercus robur (English oak)
Lineage: Eukaryota; Viridiplantae; Streptophyta; Magnoliopsida; Fagales; Fagaceae
Exons: 10
Coding region: 221-1525 (434 amino acids)
Molecular function (GO): protein binding
Source: RefSeq, a predicted model, not a curated record
AUCUCAUUCUUCGCGUAAGCAUAUCUCAAUCUCAUUACGAUACGUUGUCGUUUCAUCCCCUUCACCCGAAAUUCCAUACUCCUUCAUCCCCAGUCCUCACCACCUCUCUCACACGUAUAAAGUAUAAACCCCCGCCAUUUCCACCUCUCUCUCAUCGUCUUCGUCGAUCGUUAUCCACACCACCAAACAGCUCACUUCUAUUCUUCUCUCCGCUCGCGAAAUGGAUCCGGUUCUUACAGUUACGGCCGUUUCGAUCCUUCUCGGCAGUUUAAUCGCCUUCGCCUUCUUCGCCAACUACUUCGGCAAGCGGAAAUCCGAGGUCCAGUCCAUCGCCAAAUCGGAGCUCCAACCCGAUCCGAAGAAGCAAAACAAGCCUUCUCAGUCCAAGAAGUCUCACCUCAAAGCUCACUCCCAUUCCCAUGCUGAUAAGGAUCAAAACAAGCGACAUCAUCCGUUGGAUUUGAACACUCUGAAGGGUCAUGGUGACUCAGUCACAGGGUUAUGUUUUUCCUCUGAUGCACGAAGUUUGGCAACAGCUUGUGCUGAUGGAGUGGUCAGGAUAUUCAAGCUGGAUGACGCUUCAAGUAAAAGUUUCAAGUUUCUGAGAAUUAAUUUGCCGGCUGGAGGUCAUCCUACAGCAGUCAUAUUCUCUGAUGAUGCAUCUUCGAUAGUUGUGGCUUCCCAGACUCUCAAUGGUUCUUCUUUGUACAUGUAUGGGGAGGAAAAACCCAAAGCUUCUGAUGAAACUAAACAACCCAAGCUUCCUCUCCCAGAAAUUAAAUGGGUACAUCAAAAAGUCCAUGAGAAAAAGGCUAUUCUGACCCUUGUUGGAACUAAUGCAAGUUAUGGAACAGCUGAUGGAAGUACAAUUGUUGUCUCUUGCUCGGAAGGGACUGAUAUCAUGCUUUGGCAUGGAAGAACUGGGAAGAUUUUGGGAAAUGUUGACACAAAUCAGUUGAAAAAUACAAUGGCUGCCAUAUCACCAAAUGGACGUUUUAUUGCUGCUGCAGCUUUUACUGCAGACGUGAAGGUCUGGGAAGUUGUGUACUCAAAGGAUGGUUCGGUCAAGGAGGUUUCAAAGGCUAUGCAGCUUAAGGGGCAUAAGAGUGCAGUAACUUGGUUAUGCUUUACUCCCAACUCAGAGCAAAUCAUCACUGCAUCCAAAGAUGACUCAAUAAGAAUUUGGAAUAUCAAUGUUCGGUAUCAUCUUGAUGAGGAUCCAAAAACUCUGAAGAUGUUUUCAAUUCCACUGCAUGAUUCAGGUGGUGCUACUUUGCACUAUGAUCGUCUCAGUAUAUCCCCUGAUGGCGGGAUAUUGGCAGCAACCCAUGGUUCAACAUUGCAGUGGUUAUCUGUAGAAACUGGGAAGGUUUUGGACACAGCUGACAAAGCCCAUGAUGGUGACAUCACAUGGAUAUCAUGGGCACCUAAGACCAUUCCAAUGGGAGAUGGAGAAGCUUUGGUUUUGGCCACGGCCAGUGUUGACAAGAAAGUGAAGUUGUGGGCAGCUCCUCCUACUCAUUGAUCCUAAAGGAACCUGUUAGUUAACUUGUAUGAAGCAUUGCAUGAAGAUGCUCUCAAUUUUGGUGACAAAGUUUUAUACAAAAUUAAACAAACGUGGUUUGUUUUAACUGACCCUGGCUUACGAUAUGUGAUGAUGCAAGAUUAGUUUCUUUGUUCAAACCAUCAUGGAACAGAACUAAGUGCUCAAACCAGAUGCCAUCUUUCCUUUGCAAUCAUUUAGUGUCGCCGCCAUCUUGCCCAUACUGUUCACGGGAAAGAGAUGGGAGAUGCUUUUUGAAUUAUAAGAUGGAUGGAAGCUUUUUUGUUUUUAGUUGUUUAUGAGCUAGACCAACAAAAGAGGCAAGUAACGUUGAAAAACUAAUAGGCUGCUGUGAAGUAUAAGUUUAUUUUACCGAGCACAUUGUCUUCUGUGUUUGUGUGUGUCUGAAUACAAUAUUUAUUAGUACGGUAGAACCUGUCUUUUCUAUGGCUUA